Acanthoscelides obtectus is the source of this 1840-nucleotide messenger RNA. The record is from the annotation of a GenBank genome assembly. Lineage: Eukaryota; Metazoa; Arthropoda; Insecta; Coleoptera; Chrysomelidae.
AGUAAAGAAGAUGCCACGAAAUUACACCAAGAAAAAUGUGAGGGCCAUGUGGUCGGCAGAAGAUCUGAUAAAUGCAAUCUCGGAUGUUAGAUGUGGUCGUGGUUCAAUAAGGCAAAUAAGUCGGACAUAUGCUGUGCCUGUUAGGACCUUAAUGAGGAGGAUCCAAUCAGGAAACGCAAACAAGGUCAAGUUAGGGCGUAAGAGUUAUCUAAGUCCAGAACAUGAACGAAGCUUGGUAGAUUAUAUCAAAAAAAUGGAGAAGAUGGGUUUUGCGUUAACACCUGUAGACGUAAAAAAGAUUGCGUACUCUUUUGCCAUCUGUAAUAACAUAGAAAAUAAUUUUAAUCCGGAGAAAAAAGAAGCUGGCCAUGACUGGUUCUGCUCUUUUAUGAAGAGACAUCCAAAUUUAUCCAUUCGAAAAGCUCAGGGAAUGUCAACGGCUCGAGCUCAAGGUAUGAACAAAGAAGAAUGCGAUCAUUACUUUGACCUGCUCGGGAACCUUUUAACAGAAAAUAACCUAAUAUCCGCUCCCAGAAAAAUUUUCAAUGUAGAUGAAACUGGGGUUCAGCUAAAUAACAACCCAGGAAAGAGGUUCCAAAAUGGUGCAGAGAAAGGUGAGACUGUGUCAGUUAUAGCCUGCGUGAAUGCAGAAGGUCAUUUCCUUCCACCCUACUGCAUUAUGAAGGGAAAAAACAAGAAAAAAGAAUUUGAAGACGGAUUGCCACCAGGUGGUACAGUUGUAAUGAGUGAAAAAUCGGCGUAUGUAACUACGGAUAUUGUCAAAGCAUGGCUUCUUCAUCACUUUAUUCCACGUAAAGAACAAGGCAAAGCACUCCUCGUCCUUGACGGUCAUUCCUCUCAUUGCUCUGAUGUGGAAAUACUAGACCUGGCAACAGCCAAUGACAUAAUUCUGUUGUGCCUACCUAGCCACACUACUCAUUGGCUGCAGCCAUUAGAUAGAUCAUUCUUCAAGCCUCUUAAGGUUUAUUGGAAUGAAGCAUGUAAGAAAUGGGUACAAAACAAUCCCGGUCGCAAACUCUCCAGAUUGCAGUUUCCGUCACUCCUCAAUACUGCAUGGUGUAAAGCUGCCUCAGUUCAAAAUGCAGUAUCAGGAUUUAGGACAUGUGGUAUUUUUCCUUUUGAUAAAUCCAAAAUCCCAGAAUAUGCUUUUAUCUGCAAAAAUACUGCAAAUGCUGCUCUUAGAAAUGAGAAUUCACCGGAUGAAAAUAUUGGGGAAGCCACUGCUCAUGUCAUUAUUGAUGCCAACAACCAAAACAACGGGCGUUCUCCAAAGACAGCUGAUCCAGAUCAAAAUCCAUUUGAAGCUAUUUCAGCGGUUCCGUGCAUACCAGGAACGAGUGGGUGCCAGAAGCGAAAACAGCAUGCAGAGGUACUAACAUCACCAGAGGUAGUAGCAGCAAAACGAGAGAAAAAAGAGACCAAAGAAAAAAAAAGAUCUGCGAAACUGAUGAAAUCCCAGCAACGGAUGAAAAAAACGGAUGAGAAACACAGUAGCAAUACUAAGGAAAAGGCAGGAAGUAACAAAAAGCUUGCCAAAGAAAAAAGUCGUAGAAGAGCCCGAUUUGAUUCUAGUUCGUCCGAAAGCGAAACGGAAGUAGUUACACAGAAAAGUGGUGAAUCAGAAAUAGAAGUAGACCGUUCUGAAAUUUGUGCAGAAUGCGGUGGAUAUUAUUUCGACAAAAAGGGUCCCAAAUGCGAUUGGAUACAAUGCACGAGGUGUUCAGACUGGAUCCAUGAGAUCUGCACAAGAUCUGACUUAUACUGCAAGGAUUGUAUCCCACUUCAACAGCUGGCAAACGAUAUGAAAUGGAAAAAUUGA